CAUACACACUACUCUGGCAGUGGAGAAACGCGUAGGUGGCUAGAUAGAACCAAUACACGAAAUGGAUAAAAUGAUUUGCAAGAAAUGAAAGGGUUCUCCUAUAUAGAUACGUUGUCAGGUAUUGUUGAGGAGAGGAGCUCAGUGAUGAUGGAGACCGCAGCCCUGGUAGCGCCUGUCACUGCUCUGGAGUUCCUAAGGGAGGAGUACCUGCUGACAGGUGAGGGUCCGAUCCUGACAGUUUACUGCCUCCAACCACAGCCCAAAGCCUACCUGAGCUUGCUCCACAACUACCGCAUCCAUGGGAUCCGUCCCAAACCACAGCCAAGAGACGGACGGACCUGUGAACCAGAGGAUGAUGUGGUAGUGUUUGGAGGGAAGGUUGUGCGCCUGCUGAGUGCUAGAAGGUAGAGGCUGGAGCCACUGGGCCCCCUCAUGGAGCUGCAGGACUGGGCCCUGGAUGUCCACUUGGUCUCUGGAGAGGAAGAGCCCCUCCUCAGUGUGGCCCUGGCCCACAAUGCUACUCUGUUGCUGGACCCUGUGGAGGGCCGCAUCUUGGUCCUCUGCUCUUGCCAGGAGGGGUGUUUGCUGUACUCCACCCUGCUCCUUGGUGGGACCUGGGAGGACUCUGUCCUGGUGGGGGAGACAGUGUUCAACCAGCUGGUGCUCUGGAGGCCAGGAGGGGCACAGCCAGACAGGAAGGCCCCAGUGGAAAGGUGUCUGCCAGGUCAUAGUGGUGUCUUCUUCAGCCUCUGUUACCGCCGGGACUGGCUGGCCUCCGCCUCUAAUGACCUCAGUGUGAGGUUCAGGGGGCUGGGGGACCUGGGGGACCUGGGGGGUGCUGGAGGGGAUAUGACCCCAGCCCGAUGUGUGUACAGCACUGGGGAGGAUGGGGUUUCUGUUGUGGGACUGGGGAGGUGGGGGAGGGUGGGCCAGACACUGAAUGGACACCGGGCUCGGGGAGUGAGGGUGGUCAGUGAGGGAGGGGAGGGCCAGGGCAUGUGGGUGGCCACCGGGGGGCGGCAGAUCGAGGAGUCCAGCUAUGGCAGGUGGGGGCCUGGUGCAGGGGUGUUGUUGAGGGCAGGGCCAGGAAAGGUCCACAGUGUGCUGUGGGUGGGGCAGGCAGAGGGACAGGGGAUACCUGCAGAGAGGCUGGCCCUCCAGCCUGUGAGCUCUCUGUUUGGGGUGCACGGGAAGCAGGGGGUGAUGUGGGUGUGUGAGCAUCGCGGGCAGCUGUACAGCGCAGGUAGAGAUAGCUGUGUAGUCCUCUGGGUCGGACCAGAGAGCCUUGAGGUUCUGAGGGUCCAUCGGGCAUGCAGGGGGAUGGAGUGGCUGGAGAGAGUUCUGCUUCUGGAACCCCAGGACUCUAAAGAGGACCUGAGGGUCCAGGAACUAGAAGGGACUGGGUCUGGUAAAGAGGCCCACUUUGUGAUCAUGGUCUUCCACUCGGUCCACCUUGUGGUGUGGGACCCUGUGAGGCAGGAAAGGCUGCUUUCAGUGCCCUGUGGAGGAGGCCAUCGGUCCUGGAGCGACUGCCCCCACCAGGAUGGCCUCUCAGUGGGCCAGGGGAUCCUGGUGUUCAUCAAGCAGGGGGUGGUCCUGGCCUCUCAACCCUCUGGGGAGGUAUUCAGCUUGAGAGAUGGGCUGCAUGGCAGGUGAGUGGGCUGUGUGUGUCGCUUGGGGGUGGUGGAGGCUGGAGAGGGCUGCUGGGAGGUGCUGGUGACCGGAGGAGAGGACACCAGCUUGACCGUCCUGGCGGUCCGACUGCAGACCGGUACUGCCAGAGUGCUGUCGUUCCUCACCGACCACAUCUCUAAUGUUCGGACACUGACAGCAGUCUAACGAUUGGGGAAGGACUGACCGAUGAACAGACAGCAACACAGUGCCUCUCUGCACUGUUUGUAUAUGCGGGCUCAGAUGCAGUGCUUCCGGCUGCUGAUUGUAGGAAAUGGAGAGUCGUGUCAGGUGAUACAGGUGGCCAGCCACCGAUUGGACGAUCAGUGGGAGAGAAAGCAGAACUGACACAAGACGAAAAUGGACCCAGAAACGAGGUGUGUUCCUCUUCAGUGCAGCCACAGAUGGAAGGAUAGCAGUAUGGGAUAUGAUCACCGUGGCCAACUUGGAGGACAAGCCCCCUACUGCGGCCCUAGCCCUACCCAGCCCCUGUCUAACAGUCCCCGCUCACUAGAGCGUAGUCAACACCCUUGCCGUAUGGGAGGAAGGCCUGGGGGGGACAUACAGACAACCCGGACAACAUUAGCCAGUCGAGAUGACGGACAGCUGUCAUUGGCACUCAUCAGGGUGCAGUACCAGGGGGAGGAGGUAGAGGGCAGCAGAGUGUCUACAGCUCCAGUCUCAGUGGUCAGUGGCUUUAGCUCACACUCCCCCUCUGACCGCCCUAAGGAUGCUGAGCCCAGGCCUGCUGAUGUCCACCUCCCCUGA
Molecule: messenger RNA, 2439 nt
Organism: Salvelinus namaycush (lake trout)
Lineage: Eukaryota; Metazoa; Chordata; Actinopteri; Salmoniformes; Salmonidae
Gene: wdr6
Product: WD repeat domain 6
Biological process (GO): tRNA methylation
Cellular component (GO): cytoplasm
Source: RefSeq, a predicted model, not a curated record